This is a messenger RNA of Polyodon spathula (Mississippi paddlefish), 2281 nucleotides long. RefSeq names its product runt-related transcription factor 2-like. Gene Ontology annotation, molecular function: ATP binding; RNA polymerase II cis-regulatory region sequence-specific DNA binding; DNA-binding transcription factor activity, RNA polymerase II-specific. The coding region runs from base 275 to 1789 and encodes 504 amino acids. The transcript is spliced from 8 exons. Gene Ontology annotation, cellular component: nucleus. Lineage: Eukaryota; Metazoa; Chordata; Actinopteri; Acipenseriformes; Polyodontidae. The record is from RefSeq and is a predicted model, not a curated record. Gene Ontology annotation, biological process: regulation of transcription by RNA polymerase II; regulation of cell differentiation; hemopoiesis.
AAAACUUUCUAAAGGGAAGUGACUAAAUUCUCCUUAAACUGCCACUUUGCUCGUUUUGAGUUAGUUCUAAUGAAGGGAAGACAUUUUGGACCCAUGCACAUGUAUAAUUAAUUUAUUCUUAUGUGCCUGAGACGGGUACAGACAGAAUAUUUUCUUUUUUGUUAGACAGAAUGGUAACUCCCUUCCAAACACGCGCACACAAAACGUAUUUUUAAAAAAAGAACAGAAAGUGGAAGGGGUGUUGCUGAAAACCAUACACACUUCUUCAAAAUAUAUGAAAAGAUGUAAGAUCGUACAUGGAGAUUUUGAUAGGUUGCUAGAGAGCUCUGAGAGGCGUGUGUGCUUUUUAAAAUUGGAUCCAAGCACCAGCCGGAGGUUCAGUCCCCCGUCCAGUAGCCUUCAAUCCGUCCCAGCUAAAAUGAGCGAACUGAGCCCGGCGACUGGGCAACAAGAGGCGGCUCCAGCGGUACCCAGACCUCGGGCGCACGAUAACCGUACAAUGGUAGAGAUCAUCGCUGAUCAUCCAGCAGAACUCGUGCGGACUGACAGUCCCAACUUUCUUUGCUCCAUCUUGCCGUCACAUUGGAGGUGUAAUAAAACAUUACCCGUGGCAUUCAAGGUGGUAGCCCUGGGGGAGGUCUCUGAUGGGACUGUGGUCACAGUGAUGGCUGGUAAUGAUGAGAACUAUUCUGCAGAAUUGAGAAAUGCCUCUGCUGUCAUGAAGAACCAAGUUUCAAGGUUUAACGACCUGCGAUUUGUGGGAAGGAGUGGACGAGGCAAGAGCUUCACAUUGACAAUCACAGUAUUCACAAACCCACCCCAAGUGGCAACUUACCACCGAGCAAUAAAGGUUACUGUUGAUGGACCUCGGGAACCAAGAACAACCAUAGAUGGUGAUAGUUUCUUACUGGGUCUGGACUAUGACCCAGCCACACUCAUCAUCAUACACAGGAGAGAAGGACACAGACAGAAGCUGGAUGACCAGCCGAAGACUGGUUUGUUUUCAGAGCGCUUGAGCGAGUUGGAGCGUCUUCGCCAGACCACAAUGAGAGUCAGUGUCCCGACACAAAACCCCCGAUCCUCCCUCAGCGCAGUGCCUACACCCUUUAACCCGCAAGGCCAAACCCAGAUCUCAGACCCCAGACAGCCCCAGUCAUCUCCUCCCUGGUCGUAUGACCAAUCGUAUACACCUUAUUUGAGCCAGAUGACUUCACCAUCCAUACAUUCUACAACCCCGCUCUCCUCCACCCGAGCCACAGGGCUUCCUGCCAUCAGUGAUGUGCCAAGACGCCACCCAGGAUCUUCAGACUUGAGCCCAUUUUCAGACCCCCGGCAGUUUGAACGACAGUUCGCCGGCCUGUCCUCCCUCACUGAGAGCCGUUUCUCCAAUCCCAGGAUGCACUACCCGGCCACCUUCACCUACACGCCCACCCCAGUCACGUCAGGCAUGUCCCUGGGCAUGUCCACAACCACCCACUACCAUACCUACCUGCCACCUCCUUACCCUGGAUCCACCCAGAACCAAAGUGGACCCUUCCAGACCGGCAGCACCCCCUAUCUCUACUAUGGCUCUUCUGGAUCCUACCAGUUCUCCAUGGUGCCGGGGGGAGACCGUUCCCCUUCCAGGAUGCACCCGCCUUGCACUAGUGCCUCAACUGGCAGCUCCCUCAUCAACCCCAACCUUCCAAACCAAAACGAUGGAGUUGAUGCUGAUGGAAGCCAUAGCAGCUCACCAACUGUGUUAAACUCAAGUGGAAGAAUGGAUGAGUCAGUCUGGAGGCCAUAUUGAAACCAGCCAAACUUUUGUGAGCCUUAAAGAACCAUCAGCUUUAGUGAACCCGCAAGAUAAUAUGAGAGCAGUAACACAUCAGCUUUGUAAUUUUAAAAUGUAUGGUUUUUAAAGCACAAACCAAACUUAGUAACCCUAUUUCAAGAAAGAGGGAUGUUAAACUACAAAAUGAACUAUAGCCUUAAAAACUUAAUAACCCUAUUUCAAGAAAGCAGCAUGUUAAACUACAAAAUGAACUAUAGCCUUAAAGGUACAGUUGAAAGAUUAAACAUGGUACAUAAAACUUUAAUGUUGAUCUGCAAUGGUACUAGAUUUCAGAAUGUUCUCACAGUAAUAAGGAGGAAUAGAAGAGAUCAAGAAACUUUUUGAAAGAAUGUGGCAAUAUUUAUGGCAUUCCACUGCAAAUCCAAUUGCCAAAAUUGCAAAUCAUGGACAGGCCAUUAUAUUAAUAAGAGCAGAUGGGCCAAGUGCUUCCAUUCUAUUGAAUUUGAC